AUGGCGACGCUCACGCCGGGGGUGCUGCUCAAGCUCCUGCAGUCCAUGCACACCGACGAGCGCGUCGCCGGCGAGCACCGCUCCCCGGUGCUCCAGGUCACCGCCGUCGUCCCGGCCCUCACCGCCUCCACCUCCGACUCCCUCCUCGUCCCCUCCAACGGCUUCCUCCUCAACCUCUCCGACGGCCUCCACUCCACCUACGUCCAGCUGCCCCCCGCCGACGCCGACGCGCUCCUCCUCGCCGCGCGCCCGCACCUCGUCGGACACCUCGUCCACCUCGACCGCCUCCGAUUCGCGCGCCCCGUACCCCGCGCUGUCGGCCUCCGCGUCGUCCCGUCCUCCCGUGCCCUCCCCUGCGUCGGCACCCCGGAGCCGCUCGUCGCACGCCCCGCCGCCUGCGCCCGCGGAUACGUCAUCCAGCCCGCCGCGUCGCCAUCCGACGCCGCGCCGCCGCUCAUGCCGUCAUCCGGUUCUGAAACCAGUGAUGCCGUCAAAAGGACGGUCCUUGGGCCCAAGAACGCCGUUGCCGAGCCCGCGCCGCCGCCGGCCGGCUCGGCCGUCAAGCGGCGGUUCUCGUCCCCGGCGCCAUCCAAGCAGCGAGAUCCGUCGCCCUCCGUGAAAGCCGCCUCACGGGCGCCAUCUCCAUCGAUGAAGGGUGCAUCCCGGGCCUCCUCGCCCGCGGUGAGGGGCACGCCCAGGGCGACGUCGCCGGCGCCGUCCAAGUGCGCCGUGCCCAGCCUCGUUGCGGCCAAGGAGGAGAACCGCCGGGCGGCCAGGGAGCCGGCGAUUGUCGUCCCAUCAAGGUACCGGCAACCUUCACCGGCGGGAGGGAGAAGGGGAGCGGCGUCUCCGGCUGUCGGUGGGAGGCGGACGUCCCUGUCCCCUAGUUCGCGGCGGCUAUCCGGGGAAGGGACUGCCAAGAAGAAGGUUGGAGUACUGGUGGCUGGGAUCUCCAAGAUGACAGAUUUGGGAAAUGGGUCGGCCAUGAAGCCCGGGAGAAAGAGCUGGGAUGAUCCAACAAUGUUCCUUGCAGCCGCAGCUGCAGGUUCUGUGAUGAAAUCCAGGGCCAAGGUUCACAAAGAUACCAUCCUCAGGACUCAGGAAGCAAUGUCAAGACGAUUGAGUGAUGCUACAACAGAGCAAUACAGUACUGAUGAUUCCUCUGUUGAUGAGCGGCCAAAGCCUCGUAAGAAGAUAGACUCUGAUUCAGUAAAGGCGAAAACCGUAGUUCCAAAAAUUAAACUUCAUGAUCCUAAAUGGACUGAUGGCAGCAUUCAAUUGGAUGCACUUUCUGAUAAACUCUCAAAAAUUGGAAGGGAAGCUAUUGAACGUAGAGAUGCAGCAGCAACUGUUGCUGCUAGUGCUCUGCAAGAGGCGAUGCUCACUGAAUCAGUCGUCAGGAACCUAAGCAAGUUCUCUGAAAUUUGCUCGUCAUCAAAGACCUCCAAUCCACUCCCUACAGUCGAUAUUUUCCUUGCUGUCUAUGAAGAUACUCUCAAGUGGAAGACAAUUGCUGAGUCUAUGGUGACAAUUGAGGCUGACGAAGCAUUCUUGGAGAAAUCAUCUCAUGAUUGGGUUCAUGCUGCUUUAGCCACUGAUCUUGAAGUCCUCAAGCUACUGAAUGGUGCCACUGAAUCCUUCUCUCGGAUGCAGAGCACAAAUAGGCCAAAGGCGCCUUCAGUGGAACCACCAAGGACAAGCCUGUCUAGGAAGCAGUCACUUGGAGCUUCUGCAAAGGCCCAGCCUAAGGUCUCACCGAGCUCUCCAGCGAGCUCCACAUGGAACAACACUGAGAGCAUGUAUGAGACAGUUGAGCUUUCUAAGAUCUUGUGGCGCGAGAUGCAUAUGUGGUUCCUGAAAUUUGUGGAUGAGGCACUGGAUGUGGGCUUCCACUUGUUUGAAGACCAGAAUAUGGCAAGUAAGGGAAAGCACAGCAGCCACAUAACUGUGGUUCUUUCACAAUUCAAGAAGAUCAGUGACUGGUUGGAUGGAGUUGGAAAGAUUGCCGAGGAGGAGAAAACAAAGGAGAAGAUUGAGUGCUUGAAGCGCAAGAUUUAUGGGUUUGUCAUUAGCCACAUGGGAUCUGCGUUUGAGAGCUCUGUCUCAGUUUCAUCUAGGAGUUGAGGGAUGCUUCAUGCUCUGAAGCUGACUUCGAUUGCCAUUUUUUUCUUUGGAUUAAGGUUAUCCAAUUCAACAGUGAAGUGGUGUGGGCUACAAUUGUAGUAUUGGUGUGUCUUUUAUUUUAUUUUUUUAAUUUAUGACUCAAGGUCUGUGAAUAUGCAUUGUUUUGUGGUUAUGAUCUUCAAAUGACUUGUAUUUAUCAGUUAUGAAGAUAAUGAUACCAUUACCUUUUCAUGGUUAA
Molecule: messenger RNA, 2362 nt
Organism: Panicum hallii
Lineage: Eukaryota; Viridiplantae; Streptophyta; Magnoliopsida; Poales; Poaceae
Product: translation initiation factor IF-2-like
Exons: 4
Coding region: 1-2124 (707 amino acids)
Source: RefSeq, a predicted model, not a curated record